GGCCCAUGACAGGCAGCAACUUAGCUAAGCUCCGCCUGGGGUGGAGGGAGGGCUGGUCUGCGCUUAACUCACUCCAGACUCGCCACAUCUGUUUGCUGUAUCCCAAAAACUCUCUCGUAGGUUGUUUCCCCCCUCUGAAGACGCCACCACAUACUUGGAUAAUAACGGGCGAGCGAGACUCGAGUAGGGAGAGAGAGAGAGAGGGAGAGGAAUCUGGACUGCUACAUUGAUUAUAGCCUGAAAAAGUUUGUUUAAAAACACACACUCUUUCCACUAUGGCAGGAGUCGCAUCUUCCUUGGCCAAGAAGCGUGCCAAGGCGGCCGGGUUUGGAACUAACAGCAACGCGACAAAGUAUUUGAAUCAGGAUUACGAAGCGCUAAAGAACCAGUGUUUGAGCCAGGGAAGGCUCUUUACCGACCCGACUUUCGCAGCCGCACCCGAGGCUCUGGGUUUCAAAGAGCUCGGCCCCAGCUCCUCCAAGACCAGAGGAGUCGUUUGGAAGAGACCUGGAGAGCUAUGUUCGAGUCCGCAGUUCAUAGUGGGAGGAGCCACCAGGACAGACAUCUGUCAAGGAGCUCUAGGUGACUGCUGGUUGCUGGCGGCUAUCGCUUCUCUGACGCUGAACGAAGAUGUGAUGGCCAGGGUGGUUCCACAGGAUCAGACCUUCGACGAUGGCUACGCCGGGAUAUUCCACUUCCAGUUCUGGCAGUUUGGGGAGUGGGUGGAUGUUGUCAUUGACGACCGGUUGCCGACAAAGGAUGGCGAGCUGCUAUUCGUCCACUCGGCAGAGGGCUCCGAGUUCUGGAGCGCCCUACUGGAGAAGGCCUACGCCAAAGCAAACGGCUGCUACGAGGCUCUCUCCGGUGGCAGCACCACGGAGGGUUUUGAGGACUUCACUGGCGGCAUAGCGGAGCAGUACGAGCUGAGGAAGGCCCCCGCUAACAUGUUCUACAUCAUCAAGAAAGCGCUGGAGGCAGGAGCACUGUUAGGAUGCUCCAUAGACAUCACCAGCCAAGCAGACUCUGAGGCUGUGACUCGACAGAAGCUAGUGAAAGGCCACGCCUACUCUCUGACUGGAGUCGUCGAGGUGAGCUAUCGUGGGCGUAUGGAGAAGCUGGUGCGUAUGCGUAACCCCUGGGGACAGGUAGAGUGGACCGGAGCCUGGAGUGAUGGCUCUUCAGAGUGGAACAGUGUGGAUCCGUCUGAGCGCCCCAAUGCCAACAAAGAAGACGGAGAGUUCUGGAUGUCAUUUUCUGAGUUCCUGCGCCACUGGUCGCGUAUCGAGAUCUGCACCCUGACUCCGGACACCAUCACCAGUGAUGACGUGAAGCACUGGAGCGUCUGCAACUACGACGGCAGCUGGAGGAGGGGGUCCACCGCUGGAGGAUGUCGUAAUCACCCCUAUACGUUCUGGAUGAAUCCUCAGUUCGUGAUCCGUCUGGAUGAGGAGGAUGAUGAUCCUGAUGAUGGUGUGGACGGCUGCAGCUUCGUGGUGGGCCUGAUUCAGAAGAACCGCAGACGUCUCCGCAAACAGGGAGAGGACAUGCAUACCAUUGGGUUCGCUAUAUAUGAGGUUCCUCCACAGUUCCGUGGCCAGCGGGAGGUCCACCUGGAUAAGAACUUCUUCCUGACUCAUGCGUCGGCGGCACGCUCAGAGACCUUCGUCAACCUGCGGGAGGUGUGCAACCGGUUCCGACUGCCCCCCGGAGAGUACCUCGUCGUGCCCUCCACCUUCGACCCACACCUCAACGGAGACUUCUGCCUUAGGGUCUUCUCCGAGAAGCAGACUGAGACACAGCCCUGUGAUGACCCAGUUGAUGCAGUCUUGGAAGAUGAGACGACGGCGGAUGAGGAUGUGGAUGCCAGUUUCAGAGCUCUCUUCACCAAGCUGGCCGGAGACGAUAUGGAGAUAUCUGCCCCUGAGCUGAAGACCAUUUUGAACAAGAUCGUCUCCAAACGAACUGACAUCAAGACGGAUGGCUUCAGUCUGGAGACCUGUAGAGUCAUGGUCAACCUGAUGGACGAUAGCGGCAACGGCAAGCUGGGACUGGGGGAGUUUGCCACCCUCUGGAAGAAAGUACAGAGAUACCUGGCUAUCUACAAGAAGAAUGACUCGGAUAAUUCCGGAACCAUGAGCACUCCGGAGAUGAGAGUAGCACUCAAGGAGGCUGGUUUCACCCUGAACAACAGUAUAUAUCAGCUGCUGGUGGCGCGCUACUCUGAGCCCGACAUGACGCUGGACUUCGACAACUUUGUGGCCUGCCUCAUGAGACUGGAGAUGAUGUUCAGAGUCUUCAAGAAAAUCGAUCCCCAUAACACAGGCUCCAUAGAGCUGGACUUCAAUCAGUGGCUGACCUUCGCCAUGAUUUGACCCACCACGACCUUUGACCUUUGCACUUGGUUUCCACGGCGACCCGCAAGUUAAGGCACAACUUAAGUAUUACAGCAAAAAAAAAAAUGGAAAUAUAAAUAUAUUUCAGUGUGUCUUUUUAUGAAAAAAAAACAACAACCCUGUAGGCCUAUUUUAAUACCACCUUUUUGUAUAUCUUUUUACAUUGCAUGACAUUUGUGUGUGUAUUUGUGAUUGUAUUUUUGUAUUGUCUCAUUGUCAUUGACAGUGAAAAUAAACCUGUGGUAUUUUCUAAGGUG
Messenger RNA from Engraulis encrasicolus (European anchovy), 2650 nucleotides. RefSeq names its product calpain-2 catalytic subunit-like. The transcript is spliced from 21 exons. Gene Ontology annotation, cellular component: cytoplasm. Bases 276 to 2372 code for a protein of 698 amino acids. NCBI's taxonomy places the organism in Eukaryota, Metazoa, Chordata, Actinopteri, Clupeiformes, Engraulidae. Gene Ontology annotation, molecular function: calcium-dependent cysteine-type endopeptidase activity; calcium ion binding. The record is from RefSeq and is a predicted model, not a curated record. Gene Ontology annotation, biological process: proteolysis.